UACAAUGUUGAUGUUUCUAAUUUGUGCAAUGGACGAUUAUUGUUUAUUAUUACUCGGAAAUUGUUGGUGUCACGCGGUCGACUUUAAAUGAGUUUAUUUUUAAUGACAAAGUGAAAAUGCACGAUAUGUGCUGUACACAAGUGGUUAAGCUGCUCCAGGAGAACGUUUUAUUCGCAAUUGUGAUGGGACGUUUAGUGGGUGAAAAUAUUAUCGAAGUGGUAUAACUUGAAAUGUAAAAUCUAACGGAUCAUAAUUGACAUUCUUACGAACUUUCAUGAAGACAUGAAAGCUCAUGCCAUCACAAUGUGAGAAACCCACGGUCUCCUCGGCCUCUGUGCGUGUCAUUAGUUCGAAUCAUAGAGAGAGGGAGAGAGAACGAAGAAAUAAAAACGAUAAUUGUUGGGGAAUUUUCGCUUUGCGAUGGUGAAGUGCAAAUGCCUCAAGGCUCUCCACGAUAAGGAAUAAGGAAUAAGGAAUGGUGAUGGCGGGCCUUAUUAAUUCCACGUCGACCUUCUUAGGUAGUGCGUACGACUACUACCUCUGGACCCUCUCACUGGCAGACGACAGAACAAGAGGAUGGUUACUAGUAGAUUCUCCCACUCCAACCCUUCUCUACACUAUGGUCUAUUUAUUCAUAGUGUGGGCAGGACCAAAAAUCAUGAAAAAUAGAAAAGCAUUUAAACUGACAUGGCUCCUGGUACCCUACAAUUUCGCCAUGGCGGUCCUCAACGGGUACAUCGCAGUUCAGUUGUUUAUAGCGUCGACUAAAUUGAGGUACAGCUACGUGUGCCAGCCGAUAAGGAAUACGUGGAGAGCCGAGGAGCUUCAGAUCGCCAACGCUGUUUGGUGGUACUACUUCAGUAAACUCCUAGAGUUCUGCGACACCUUCUUCUUUAUAUUGAGAAAGAAGGACAAUCAACUUAGCUUCCUCCAUGUAUAUCACCACUCCACAAUGUUUUCAUUAUGGUGGAUUGGAAUAAAAUGGGUUCCCAGUGGUUCGACGUUCUUACCAGCCAUGGUCAACAGCUUUAUCCACGUGCUCAUGUACUCAUAUUAUGGUCUCGCAGCUUUCGGCCCAUCGGUCGCAAAGUACCUCUGGUGGAAGAAGUACUUGACUAUUCUUCAGCUCAUUCAAUUCACAAGUGCUUUAAUUCUUGGCGUCAAUGGAAUUAGAAAUGGAUGCGAUUUUCCACUUUGGAUGCAAUAUGCUCUCGUCAUUUACAUGGUUUCUUUCAUUGUGCUGUUUGGCAAUUUCUAUGCCAAGGCCUAUAUUGCCAAGGGUAAGCAGGUGUACGCAAACCGACAAAAUGCAGCACUGAAGAAAAAAAAAUUGGCUGACGAAGAGACAACGAGCAAAGUGAAUGGACGACACAACGGUGUAUCCAAUGGCGUUACUUCGAAGAAGAUCCAGUGAAGAAAUAACGUAGUCAUUCUAAGCAUUUUAUUCAUUUGUCAUCAAAAAAGCCUCAAACGAAUCAAGUGACUGAGGUAGCCCGUGGAGACGGCACUUUUUCUUUAUGCUUAUGUUCUUUAUUUUUUUGUCACCGUUGUCUGUUCACCACGAGGGCCCACCGCGCAAGUCAUCCUCGUUCCCAAUGAGUCUACAUUCGAGUCCAGCUCCAAUCAUUUCUGUUUUCCUUAUUUCCUUGUUUUUUUUCUUUCUCCUGGUUUCUGUUUUCUCGUCACCCUGAAGUGAGAAAUAGAAUAAUAGGUUGCAAAAAUUUGUGUAUAUAUUAUGUAGGUAGAGUAUCCGGGGGAGGGAGGUCGAUGAGGGAAAAUUAAACAAACAUGGAGUCAAUUAUUUCUUGCUUCAUGGUGAUAUGUUUUUUCUUGUUUUUACGGCAUGAAGAAUAAAAGAAAUGAUUAAUUUAAGCUCCGCUCGGUAUGAGCGAUUUAGUGGAUGGUUGAAGAAUAAUUUAUUGUCUUAGAUUAAUGCUGAUUUGCGCAGAAAAAAAAAUGAUACAACCGUGAAAUCGAAUCCACUACAGGACGUGGUGAGAGUCGAGUCUGUAUUUAUUACAAAAAAAGCGAAUACCUCGUAAUUUUUUUAUGUCUACUUCAAAAUCAGGUGUUAAGGCGUUUGAGGACAAUGUGUGCUUCUCAUGUCUCACUGCCAUAAUCGAAUUUCCGGAAAUUCAUGAACCAGAGUAGUUGAAAAAUAAUAUUUUGAGGAAUACUUAGAAGAAAACGCCACCAAUGUCUACGUGAUUCAUUAGCGAAAGCUGAAUUGACUCAUCAGGAGCCCCAGUCUUACCCCGAUUUUUCUACGAAAAACAUUAAUUGAAUAAUGAUGAAUAAGGAAUUCACGAAAUGUGUACAAAUACCAGGGACUACAAUAUAAGAUUUCGCAAUGUUCGAUCGUGUAUUGAGUCGCAGUAGAUAAAGACAGUGUGGAUGAAAUCCCAAUAAUCUGCCAUUAAUGGGCACAAAUAAUACAAGUAGAUUGUACAAAUUAGUAUCUUGUCAUGUUUAUUUUCAUUCAGGUAGUUAUAAAAACAUGAUUUUAUCAUUACUUCUGAACAUAAUCUCGGUCAAUUAUCAAAUGAAAAAUGAAACACUUUUAUUGAAUUACUGUCUUGUGUGUAUUUCCACAUAUAUAUUUUUCCAAACUGAAAAUGAAAUCUUAGGCAAUAAAAUAUUGUUAUGUUUAUCAUUGCAAUUGUCGAAUGUA
Molecule: messenger RNA, 2671 nt
Organism: Diachasmimorpha longicaudata
Lineage: Eukaryota; Metazoa; Arthropoda; Insecta; Hymenoptera; Braconidae
Product: very long chain fatty acid elongase 4-like
Exons: 7
Coding region: 476-1414 (312 amino acids)
Biological process (GO): sphingolipid biosynthetic process; fatty acid elongation, monounsaturated fatty acid; fatty acid elongation, saturated fatty acid
Cellular component (GO): endoplasmic reticulum membrane
Molecular function (GO): fatty acid elongase activity
Source: RefSeq, a predicted model, not a curated record